Messenger RNA from Aureococcus anophagefferens, 459 nucleotides. RefSeq lists its product as hypothetical. The transcript has a single exon. The record is from RefSeq and is a predicted model, not a curated record. NCBI's taxonomy places the organism in Eukaryota, Pelagophyceae, Pelagomonadales, Pelagomonadaceae. The coding region runs from base 1 to 459 and encodes 152 amino acids.
AUGCUGUGGGGCCGCGUCGGGUCCAAGGCCGACGCCGAGUGCGAGGCCGCGAUCAACUUCUUGGCCGCGAUGCCGCCGGCGAAGCUCCGGCCCGUCCAGCUGCGGCCGGCCCGCGUCCGCGCCCGGAGCGCCCAGCCGCUCGUCGCGCCGGCCGUCGACUCGCUCGUCGGCAAGCGCAUCGAGUACCUCGAAUGGGUCGACUUCCCUGACGGCGGCGAGGCUAUGCACUGGUUUGCGGGCGUCGUCAAGCAGGUCAGCGACGGCACGGUCCGCAACUUCAACUUGCAGCGGCGCAAGGACCCCCCGGCCAAGGCCUGCUACCAGGCGAGCUCCGCGAGGAUCCUGUGGGACGCGCAGCCGGCCUUCGGCGAGCACGAGCCCACCGAGUCCUGGGUCGCCCUGCGGCCCAACAAAUUCAACGGCGACCGGAGGUCCUGCUGGCGCCUCGACCUCGACUAG